AUGACUUCAGUCACAAAUGAGGUUUUAAGCUUGAAAGUGAUGUCACUUUCACAUUCUCCAAUUGAUUCGCAGGCAUCUACAUUAAGUUUGCUUCCAUGUGAUUUGGAAAAUAGAGAAGAAGAAUCACUGUGUGUUGAUAAUAUGUUUCCGCUUUUAUUGCCAACAACUCAAUGUCGUUUAUAUUCUGGUGAAUCUUUUCAUGCAUUUCUUAGUAUCACUAACUCAAGCAUUAUAAAGGCAAAUGGAGUAGUAUUAAAAGUGGAACUUAUAGGUACAAAGAAACGACACAUGUUAUACAAUAACGAAGAUAAUUAUUCAGAUAUAGAUAUUGGAGAUUCCAUGGACAUUGUAAUUAAAGAAAGGGUAGACGAAGUUGGAUUGUACAGCUUGACUUGCCAAUUGUUUUUUACAUCAAAUGAGACCAAAUUAACUCAAAAGAAAUCUUACAAGUUUGCAGUGCUUUCUCCAUUCAACAUUUCACAUCGUGUAUAUAAUUUGGAUGAGGAUGUAGUGGAUAAAAAAACCAUUUUUGUUGAAGUUUCAAUCGAGAACAUUUCCCACCAAAGUGUUACACUAAGUAGCAUAACUUUAAAUCCCUUAAAUAUAAAGGAUUUACCUCAUCUGAAACUUGAAUUAGAAGAUGUUAGUUUUCAAGAACAGUUCAGCGAGCCUUUAUUUAUCCAAUCCAGAUGUAGAUAUAAUAAGAUAUUUAAAUUUACAUCUUUUAUUAACUACGAAGCAGAAUGCAAUAAUCCAGAGCUUGCUAAUGGUAAAGAUUUUCUGAAACUUGGACUUAAAAUUACAUGGACUUCACCAACUUAUGGGGAUGCAUGGUUAGAUUCUUAUAAAAUUGAUCUGCCAAUUCUAAAUGAGCAAAACAAAUUGAAUGGGGAAAGAAAUGAUAUUAUUCUUAAAGCUAGUUUACCAUCCGUUAAUAACAGAAGAGAUGAAUUCAAGAUCUUUUUAUAUGUUACAAACAAUUUAAACACUACUCAAAGAGGUUUGAGUGUUAGGCUGGAUUUUGAUCAGCUCCUACCUUUAAUUGUAUUAGGAAAUGACCGUUUAUUUAUACAAGAACUAAAGGGAGGGGAGACAAUAUCAUUAGAACUAUAUUGCCAGGCACUUUUGUCGGGGGUUCAUAACCUAAAUGGAAUCUACGUUUUUGACGAUUUGAAAGAUGAAAAAGUUUGCCAGCUGGAAGGUAUUAACGAAAUUUUAAUUGUAUAA
Molecule: messenger RNA, 1227 nt
Organism: Cryptosporidium ubiquitum
Lineage: Eukaryota; Apicomplexa; Conoidasida; Eucoccidiorida; Cryptosporidiidae
Exons: 5
Coding region: 1-1227 (408 amino acids)
Cellular component (GO): TRAPPIII protein complex
Source: RefSeq, a predicted model, not a curated record